This is a messenger RNA of Ilyonectria robusta, 291 nucleotides long. RefSeq names its product bola domain-containing protein. The transcript is spliced from 2 exons. Gene Ontology annotation, cellular component: nucleus; cytosol. Gene Ontology annotation, biological process: intracellular iron ion homeostasis. Gene Ontology annotation, molecular function: 2 iron, 2 sulfur cluster binding. The record is from RefSeq and is a predicted model, not a curated record. The coding region runs from base 1 to 291 and encodes 96 amino acids. NCBI's taxonomy places the organism in Eukaryota, Fungi, Ascomycota, Sordariomycetes, Hypocreales, Nectriaceae.
AUGGCGCAAAUCUCCGAAGAAAGCAUGCGCGAGGCCAUCACCGAGCGCCUCGGAGCCGUCCACGUUACCGUCACAGACAUGUCCGGCGGCUGCGGUCAGGCCUUCACCUCGGUCAUCGUCUCGCCCCAGUUCCAGGGUCUCAACUCGCUCAAGCGCCACCGCCUGGUCAACGCGGCUCUCAAGGACGAGAUCGCCGCCAUUCACGCCUGGACCGCAAAGUGCCAGACCCCCGACGAGUACGAGCGCGACAAGGCGAAGAAGUCCGAGCUGACAGACAUGGUCAUGGGAUGA